AUGCAAAUUCAGAGCAAUAUCGAAAACUUAGCAAAAUUGUGCUUACCGUUGGCAGUGAAGGCAGCAAUUAUCGCCUCCAGCACCGCGCCAUUAAGGACUAGUCGGAUCCUUGAAAUCUUUGAGCUCAUGACCGCCUACGAGGAUUCUAUCGAUCAGUUUGGCGCGUUAACUGCUGAAAUACGCAAGUACCCAUGCUCAUCCAAAAAGACUUUCGACGAUUUGUAUGCCCUCUUCAUACCCCGGCUAUGUGCCACGCUUGUCGAGAAGAAUCUGGAUAUUUGUGCGCCUCCGUUCAGUGAUUUGAUACAUGACGUGGUCGGCAUGUACCUCGCGAAUAUCUUGAAAUCCAAGGGAUGUGCCGUGCAUAUUAUAUCGGAGCGUUUUGGGUGCGACAAUUGCACAGAGUGCUACACCGUGGAUGUGUUCUAUCGGGACCCAAAUUGCAGCGAGAUCGUCAUGCCCAAGCUGGAUCCUGUCUGCCGAGAACACGUUUUGCAAAAUUUGAAACUUGAAAGAGCAUUCUGCACGGUUGAAAUCAUGCGGACAACACGCCCGAUGAGCGUUAAGUUAGUCAAAACCCCGGAGGUGGUGUUGGCCGCAACGUGGCUGGAAAGGCGGAAGGUGGCGAAGAAUUUUUUGGCGGCUAUUGGAUCUGAGGAUGUGAUUGCAAAGAUAAUGGGGGAAAGUUAUACCAUGGUCAAGGAUGCGAUUGGGGGGAAGGCUUCGUUCUCUCAGCGUCCGCGGUGCUGCCAGAGCACGACGACGAGCAGAGGAGGGAGGGGGGAGAAGGAAGGAAAGGGUUUGGAAAUUAUCAAGAGACAGUGA
Messenger RNA from Psilocybe cubensis, 825 nucleotides. RefSeq lists its product as uncharacterized. The transcript is spliced from 3 exons. The record is from RefSeq and is a predicted model, not a curated record. Lineage: Eukaryota; Fungi; Basidiomycota; Agaricomycetes; Agaricales; Agrocybaceae. The coding region runs from base 1 to 825 and encodes 274 amino acids.